AUGAGCACAAACGUUAUUAAAGUCCAUUGGCUAAACCAAUCGAGGGCCUUCAGGGUUCUAUGGUUGUUAGAUCAUUUGAAACUCGACUAUGAAAUCGUUCCCUACAAAAGAAAUGAACAAUUUAGAGCACCAGAGGAAUUAAAGAAGAUCCAUCCAUUGGGUAGAGCACCAAUUUUGGAGAUAGAUUAUAAGAGUUCUGACAGAAAGGAUAUCCUUGCGGAAUCGGGUUAUAUUUUCCAGUAUAUUUUAGAAAAUUUCGACAAGGAAGGAAUUCUUAACAAUGCAGAUCAACAGAAGGCCGAAAAGAUCAAAUAUUAUCUACACUACGCUGAAGGUUCGCUUCAACCACCUUUAUUCAUUGAAUUCCUCCUUUCAAAGGCUAAAGAGGCUCCUGUGCCAUUCCCCUUCUCUUACAUUACCAAGAAAUUCGCCGACAAAAUCAGUGAAAAGUAUUCUCGGGGAGAGGUGAAAAACCAGCUAGAUUUCAUUGAGACCGAAAUUGAGCAAAAUGACGGAUACUUGGUCGGAGGUAAACUCAGUGCUGCUGACAUUUUAUUAUCGUUCCCCUUGGAAAUGGCUUUCGAGAGGCAAUUCGCCAGAACCGAAGAGUAUCCAAAUAUAGCAAAGUGGUUGGAGACUAUCAAAAGGGAAGAGUCUUACUCAACUUCAAAAGACAAAGCCAAAGCGAAUGGCGCCUCAUUCUAA
This is a messenger RNA of Kluyveromyces lactis, 705 nucleotides long. It is a transcript of the gene GTT1, whose product is annotated as bifunctional glutathione transferase/peroxidase. The transcript has a single exon. Bases 1 to 705 code for a protein of 234 amino acids. The record is from RefSeq and is a predicted model, not a curated record. NCBI's taxonomy places the organism in Eukaryota, Fungi, Ascomycota, Saccharomycetes, Saccharomycetales, Saccharomycetaceae.